Molecule: messenger RNA, 597 nt
Organism: Alternaria incomplexa
Lineage: Eukaryota; Fungi; Ascomycota; Dothideomycetes; Pleosporales; Pleosporaceae
Exons: 2
Coding region: 1-597 (198 amino acids)
Source: RefSeq, a predicted model, not a curated record
AUGUGUAUCUUUGCUAUGGAAGACUGGCCGACGUACGCUAUCGACGCCAUGGUGGACUUCUUUCGCCAUCACAAGGCCUACCGCAUUAUCACCCCUCUCGACCGCCACAAGCUCAUGUACUUGGACCCUACAUCCAACGCUUCCGUUGAAGCUAUUCCCUCCGAUGUGUGCCUCGCUCACGUUCACCUCGAUAUCUUCAAGCUAGCAUAUGACUGGAAUAUCAAACAUCUCCAGGAAUUCGCUCACAAUGCAUUAGUCAAGGCCUUGGCGGGUCAGCCUACGCUGGCUCAGUUCAAGCACAUGCUUGUCAGCACUGGCAUAUUCACAGCAAAGUAUUGCACGCCUCCUGCUUCCGAAGAUCAUCUUCUGAACCUGGUGUUGAUGGCUUUGGGUACUUAUGGUGCUAUGGUUCACGAUGCCUGGAUGAGGGAAGAGAACCGUCAAGAAUAUGUCAACCUAUACAUUGUUGCACCUUAUUUCGCUGUCUAUCGCGAUCUGGCGACACCAGGACAUAGCGUCGUUUUUGCUGAGUGGUCAAAGGAGGUAGACGCGAAGCGGCAGAAGAUCGAGGGCUCCGGUUCAAUGCAGUUGUCAUAG